Messenger RNA from Anolis carolinensis (green anole), 1470 nucleotides. RefSeq names its product cilia and flagella associated protein 276 (gene cfap276). NCBI's taxonomy places the organism in Eukaryota, Metazoa, Chordata, Lepidosauria, Squamata, Anolidae. The record is from RefSeq and is a predicted model, not a curated record. Bases 481 to 1002 code for a protein of 173 amino acids. The transcript has 5 exons.
UAGUAGUGUAGAAGGAAAACAAAAAGACUGAGCAGUCGUGGAUUGUCGAGGAAGCAGGGAUGCAAUAACCCUGUCGUAUGAAUGCAGUUUGCCUCCCCUUUCAUUGCCCUAGCUCAAUGCUAUGGAAUCCUGGGAUCUGUAGUUUGGUGAGGCGCCAAACUAUAAGCGAAAACUACAAGCGAAACUGCACCUAAUUUUCGAAAAACUCCAACAUUUUUUAAUUUGAAUGGAAGGGAAGGCUGGUCUGCUGAGCGCAGAACGUUGUUGCUUGUUUGCUACGGCUUCCACAUCUGUCCUUUGUGGCAAAUCCUUCCUCCGGCGCCUGCUGUUCCUCUUUCCAGCCCUUAGGGGGCGCUUGAGAAGCUGGCUGUUUCUUAGCAACUUCGAUGGAAUCCUAAACAAAGCUGACAGAAGCCCAGGUCUGGUGCAAGUAUUUGUGCUGCUGCUGGUUCUGCAGCCUGUGCUUUCGGGCCCUGGAGCAUGGCCGCCACCACCAUGAACCCCCUCCCAUUCCCAGACUCUGAAAGUGAAAAAGACUACACUGGAAACGAGCAGACUUUCCCGAAAACACCUUAUCCAGAGCGCAACCAUGUUGUCCCAGAGCAAGACCCUUGGAGUCGUCUCCAUGGAACACCUACCUUAGCAAGCAUCCGAAGAGAAAUCUGGUACUUACAACCUGAGCCUUCGAAAGACAGUCUGGAUUUUCAUCUCACCGCUCUGUACAAUCACCAUGAAGACCUGCUUAAAGACAAGAGCAAAGUAGUUCUCCAUAAAGAAACACUCUUUGAUACCCAUGGGAUACCAAGGGUUUUAGAGCCUGGACAGGAACAUGUUGAACCUUCAAUUCAUCGUCCCACUUCCAGGGGAAUCUGUGUUAGACAUUGGAUCAGUCCAAUAAAAGAGUCAAUCCACAGUAUUGAGGGGGCCAUUGAAUCUCCACAUACAGCAGCCACUAACAGUGGAUACUCUCGCAAGGAGAAUGGAGGGAUCUUCUAUCACUAAAGAUGUCACCCAACUGACUGGCCAUGCUGAUGCUUUGAUCCUUUCAGCCUGUAAUCACUUAGUCCUGGGCUAACUCUGCUUGGAGUUCCUUCAUUAAACCACGCAGCUUCACAGAAUUCUAGUAAGGGCACAGUGAUAUUGUAUGCCAGUGGUUAACAAAAAACCGUAGGCAAGGUGUUUCCUACUGGUAGGUGAAUCUGCAAACCCAGCAUGCCUAAAAAUCCAAAGAUUUCAUGAUGGAUUUAAUCAGUCCAUACUGAGGUCAAUUUAGACUGAAUCAUACCUUAUUUGAUUCUACUCUCCCAUAUUAAUCUAAGAUGGUUAAAAAUAUUCACAGUAAACUAGCUGAAUAAAAGCCACAUAGAUAGCUUACUCCCAAACCUAUCAAGUCUUCUGAACAUUUGUUGCAAUAUCCCGAAAAACUUGUUUUUUUUGUUCUGUAUUAAAGUCAAAACUAUAGGAAAAUUC